This is a messenger RNA of Rhizophagus irregularis DAOM 181602=DAOM 197198, 219 nucleotides long. The record is from RefSeq and is a predicted model, not a curated record. NCBI's taxonomy places the organism in Eukaryota, Fungi, Glomeromycota, Glomeromycetes, Glomerales, Glomeraceae.
UUGAAAGAUGAAAACAGAUAUCAGGACAAGAGAGAAGUUGGAGACAAGAGGCCGAUCUUUGAUUCACCAAAGAAAAGCGAAUCAAGUGAAUCGGAAUCGGAAGAAGAGGCAGAAGAAAUCAAGCCUUACGUUAUCGAGUCAGAAAAGGAAGAGAGCUCGACGAAGGCCAAAAAGAAGACGACGCAAAAGAAGAAAAAGAAAAGGAAUUAUAGAAAAUAA